GUAAAUGAGGGGGACGGAGAGCUGUCUGUCAGGGGUCCCGGGACGGCGGUGAAAGUUGUAGAGGGAAGCUCCUGCAACAGGUGGACUAUUGGCUGCCAAGAAGAGCGCCGAGGAGGAAACGACCGGGCAAGCAGGCGAGACCAAAGCCGAACUGAGUUCGCGAAGCGGCUUGGUAGUAGCGCGGGGUUACUUUUCUCCCUUAGAGAUUACAGCGGUUUCCUGACCUUCACGGCAGGGAAGCCAUAUUGAAGAGAGAUUUGAAGGAAAGAACACAUCAUCCCAUAUGUGCCUCCCCAAUCCUUGAGGUCAUCAGAAGAGGCCCUGUUGCAGGUGCCCCUUCCAACUGAGAUUGGGUUUUAGGUAUCCCCUAGUAAGCUUUGACAGAUCACAAAUAUCAGCCAUGGCAUCUCGCAUUGGCUUACGGAUGCAGCUUAUGCGAGAACAAGUACAACAGGAGGAACAACGGGAGCGCAUGCAGCAGCAGACAAUGAUGCAUUACAUGCAGCAACAGCAGCAAAUGCCAAUGGCUCCAACCCCAGCCAUCAACACCCCAGUUCAUUUCCAGUCACCACCAUCUGUGCCUGGAGAAGUCUUAAAGGUUCAGUCCUUCCUAGAGAAUCCUACCACAUAUCACCUGCAAAGGUCACGAGACAAGAAGGUCCAAGAAUACCUGUCUGAAACUUAUGGGAACAAGUUUGCACCACUGCUUGGUGCUCCUUCUCCCAAGCCUCCUCCUUCUGCCUCACCUGGAGUGAGGCCAUGCCAUGCCAUGCCCUCUUCUGCGGGCAACAGCACUCCCAACAGUCCAAUGGCAAUGCUCAAUAUCAGCUCCAAUCCAGAGAGAGAGAUAGAUGAUGUCAUUGAAGAUAUCAUGCAACUGACAACCACUGUGGGGUGUCUUAAUCCAGAAAUUCAUAUGCCCAAUACUUUGCCCCUAUCCAGCAGCCAUAUGAAUGUCUAUAACAGUGACCUUCAGAUGACUCCUUCUGUGGUGGGCAUUACUAGCAGCUCCUGCCCUGCUGAUCUUACCCAAAAGAGAGAGCUUACAGAUGCCGAGAGCCGUGCCUUGGCUAAGGAGCGCCAGAAGAAGGACAAUCACAAUCUAAUUGAAAGAAGACGAAGAUUCAACAUUAAUGAUCGCAUUAAGGAAUUAGGGAUGCUGAUUCCAAAAGCUAGUGAUCUAGAUGUGCGCUGGAACAAAGGGACAAUCCUGAAAGCCUCUGUUGAUUAUAUCAGGAGGAUGCAGAAAGACUUGCAGAGAUCACGAGAUCUUGAGAAUCAUUCUCGGCGUCUGGAAAUGGCCAACAAGCAGCUUUGGCUUCGUAUACAGGAGCUGGAGAUGCAGGCUCGAGUCCAUGGGUUACCAACCAUUUCACCCUCUGGCAUGAACAUGGCUGAACUAGCUCAGCAGGUGGUGAAGCAAGAAACCUCUGGAGAGGAGGGGACAACAGAGAUCUUACAACAGCCACAACUCCAUGCUGAACAGGAAGCUCAGCACCAGCCUCACUUUGCUCCUCCUCCACAGUCCCCUUAUCAUCAGCUGGACUUUACCCAUAGCCUGAGCUUUGAUGACAGUUGUAGAGGCUUUCAUGACCCACUGGACCCCAGCCAAAAUGUCUCUUUCCCCUCCUUGUCCAAGAAGGAGCUAGACUUGAUGCUAAUGGAGGAUACUAUGCUUCCUGUGGCUUCUGACCCCUUGUUUUCCACUGUGUCCCCAGAAGCUUCCAAGGCUAGCAGUCGCAGAAGCAGCUUCAGCAUGGAAGACACUGAUAUGUUGUGAAGCCCUCUAGGCAGAUUAGGAAUUUGAUAUUGUUUAUUUGUGAAAAUUCUUCAUUUGACUUAUCUCUUUAGACUUCCUCAAAGACUUAUGAGGUUAAUAAGAAAUGCAUCCUGAAUCAGAGAUGGUUUGUGUACUGGAGGGAAUGGGAGAAUCCUUAGCACAAAGGUUUGUCCACAGUUCGUGAAAUCUCCUCUGCCUUGAUUUGCCAAAAUUGAACAAUCCGGCCUCAUCUUCCAUGAUUACAUGAUUAAUGUGGUCAAUCUGAUUCCUGCAGAUCUCUCAGGUGCCCUGUGCCCUUCAUACUCUAGCCCCACAAAGCCAGUUAGAAUAUUUUCAUAACAAUAUGAUUUUGGUAUGGACAUCCAGGCAGCAGAGUGCCCUGUUUGACAAGCAGUGUUAAUCAAGGCUUGGCAUUCAUUUGACCAGUGAAUAGCUUAAGAUCAACUGUACCUGUCGCCACCUUUUGAUUUGUUAUCACCAGGCCAGUGGGAAUAAUGUUUUCUUCAGGUGUGCUUCAUACUGGAGCUCUUUUUUGUAUUGGACAGGAACACUCAAUAUGCUCUGUAGAGGGCUGGGGGAUGUCACUAGCUGACCCUGUGUAGUGAUGGAUGGUGAUUUUUAAUCCUUUGAGAGUGGAAGAGACUAUAACAACAUUCAUAGAACCUUUUUAAUAUUUUAAACCUAAGUGGAAUACAACAGCCUUAAUCAAUGACUUGCACUUUGUUAGAACUUGAUAGUUUUUAGCCUAAAUUUUGGGUUAGGCCUCUCCUCUGCUUUCCUGAAUCUUUUUGGCAUCAGUCCUUGACAGCUUAAUGGCCAUGCAGGAGUAGAAAUGUAUGAGCACCUGGGGGCAUUUCAAAGGCUUUUACUGUCACCAGUCAUCCAAGAGAAUGGGCAAAUUGUUUUGCUAAUUUGAACUAGAUUUUACUUUUCAUUCUUUUCUGCUUCUCAAUGGAAGAAGUGAUUGGUCUGAUGAGAGUAAGGCUGGGUAGUGUUUUUGUAUUUGAGAAGCAUCAAAUGAUAUUAUUUGAUUUAUAUUAAGCUUGUUAGUCUAUAUUGUUCCUCUUGAACUUCCAACUUGUAUGAUUUAGAGUCCUGUUAAUUUGUUUCUGAAUUUAGGGCUGUGGAGAUACAUAGAUGAAUGUAUACUUUAAGUCUAAUUCCACUUACUAUGAUUAUUGAAGGGGUUUAAAGUAGAGCAGUCAUAGCUCAGUAGUAAAACACAAAGGACACAUGCAUCAAGACCCAGGUUUCAUCAUCACUAUUUCCAACUAAAUAUAUCUUGUAACAGAUAGUAAGACUGGAGACCCAGUAUAAAUCAGAGCAGGUGAGACCUAGGCUACAUCCACACAGCUGUUUUGCCCUUUCUUCUCUUGUACCAAAGCCAGCAGGAAAUCAUAUUGCCUUAAAUCUUGCUGUCCCCACAGCAUCCCUUUAUACUGCACACAGAACAGUUCGGUGCUGAGCUGCUGAUGUACAGCAGUUCAUUCGAAGGGCUGUGAUUGAUGGUUCUCUUGGCUGAUAUUCCAGCCCUGACCAACUUCAUCACAUGAAAAACCUCCUCCAGUUGGCAUGCACAAUACUCUGAUUACUCCAUGUACUGCAUUUUUUUUUCUUUUCUGUUUCUCAUCACACUCUUGACUGAUUGAACUCUUUUUUUUUUUAUUAUUUCUUGAAAUUAUGGGUGGAUGGUUCAACCUAUCAACCACUAGAUGACGGUAGUAAAGAGUUUUUGUAUCACCUGGCUGCCAUCUAGUGGUUGCCCAGAUUGUGCAGCUACUGAAUCAAUGCUGUUGAAGAACUAGGUUUCAGAAAGGUGUUUUGUUGUAGAGAUUGUAUAGGAGCUAUAAACUACCCAAAUAACAUUAUGUGAGAAGCCAGGGCUCCUGAGACCAACACCCACUGGAAACAGAAUUCUUUGCCAGGCAGGGUACAGAAGUAUAAGUGACGAAUCCUUUCAGUUGCACUUCUAAGAUGUCAUGUGCAUCAUGCACCCUAUAUAACUUGCACAUAGCAUCCAGAGGCAUGAUAAGAGAGAAAACACCACUUUCAGGAUGGAGCAACUAAAGCCAUCUUCAGGUUGCCUCACCUUCAGGUGGACAAUGAGAUCCAGGUAGUAGCAUAUGGACAUGUUCUAUGGAAUCAGGGAUGGGUUUAGCCUAAGGCCAAAAAGGCACUGGCCCAGGGCGCCAAAGCUUAGGAGACACCAGCGUUGCCCUUCUGUCCCAAUCAUUCUGAAAACGCAAAUCUUUAUAUUGGUGGGAUGUGCCAUCAGUCAGUGUCAUCUUGGGGUGCCAUAUACCCUUGAGCUGACACUGUCUGGGAAUGAUUAGUGAGGGCAUAGGGAAUGGCCUUGAAGGAAAGGAGGAAGAGCUGACCAAAGGCAAUGGUCAGAUAAGAGGGGCUUGA
Molecule: messenger RNA, 4189 nt
Organism: Python bivittatus (Burmese python)
Lineage: Eukaryota; Metazoa; Chordata; Lepidosauria; Squamata; Pythonidae
Gene: TFEB
Product: transcription factor EB
Biological process (GO): humoral immune response; positive regulation of DNA-templated transcription; regulation of transcription by RNA polymerase II
Cellular component (GO): nucleus
Molecular function (GO): RNA polymerase II cis-regulatory region sequence-specific DNA binding; protein dimerization activity; DNA-binding transcription factor activity, RNA polymerase II-specific
Source: RefSeq, a predicted model, not a curated record